AUGGAGAACACACCAGUGGGGGAGGACAACUGGGUCGAGUAUGCCGACCGUCAGCUACGCGAGGCCACCAGCCUCGAAGCUCGCAAGGCCGUCCAGAACACGUUCCGGAAGGCGACCCACGCUGAACCUGGCAGUAUUAAGGUGUGGAUGGCGUUUUGCGAAUACUUUUGGAAGCUCUACAGCGACUCCCAAUCUGGAAGUGAGGUUGGCUGGUCCCCCGCGGACCAGCGUAUCGCGCACGGUACCUUCACUCUAGAUGCCGCGCUUAGCUUAUGGCAAGAGGGCUACGAGGCCGUCACGUACCGUCUUGCUGACAGCCAUGUGCUCUGGGAUCGCUGGGUGUCCCUGGAGAUGAACCUCCUGCGCCGCACCGCGACCGACGCCGGCAUCCGCAGAAUCACCCACCUCUUUAAGAACCGCCUGGCCACGCCCCAUGCGACCUGGGAUGACACGGCGCAGAAUUUCUCUAACUUCCUUUCCGACUACAACCGCCGGGCCUACGAGAGCGAGAUGCAGGAUGUGACCAGAGUAGCGCAGACCGCCAAGCGCCUCUACAACAUGCGGGACCCCUGGGAGACCAAACUCACCCAGGCUGCCCGGGAGGGUGAUCCUGCAGCGCUGCGAGGGGUCAUGUCCGAGUACACCGAGUGGGAAAUCCGCCUAAUCAAGUCCAAAGAUGGCGCGAGAGACCUCCAUGACAAUUUUCGGAUCUGCCUUGCCUUGUUCUCGCGAGCCCUCACUGGGCCCCUCGCUUCGGACGAGAGCACCUGGCUCAACUAUUGCGUGCUGAUUUCGACGACUCAUACCGAUACCAAGGCCGGCCGCUACCACCUUCCUCCGAACCUCCUCCCAAGUAUGCUCGACGUUCUCCGGUGCGCUGUGUGCCACAUCCCUUGGUCUGGCCCCUUGUGGGCCCGCUACAUCUUGACGGCGGAGGAGGUGGGCUUAACCUUCCAUGAGGUCGAAGGGAUCAAGCAUGCUGCUACGGACAGUCCGCAUCUGGACCGUGAUGGGAUGAUGGGAGUGGUGGAGAUGUAUUCUGCCUGGUGCGGCUAUCUUAAGCGGUCUGCUAUGAAUCCUUUGGCGAGUGAAGAGGCCGUCGAUAUUGCCGAGGUCGGUUUGCCCUCGGCCCUUGAAGACGUGACACAUUGGGGGAAGCGGAAAUAUGGGGAGACAUACCAGGGGGACCCGCAGUUCCGCCUCGAAAAGAUCCUUAUCCAGUUCUUGACCGACAGGAAAGAUGACGUAGAGGGUGCUCGUAGGGUGUGGGAAGGAUUGUCGCGGGUGGAGAUGCACGCCAACAGCUACGAUUUCUGGAUCAGCUGGUAUCAAUGGGAGAUGGUCGUGUUUGCGAGCGCCAGAAGUCGAAUCCGCAGCCCCACACCGGCGAGCAUCGCGCAGGGGCGGCGUGUACCGACUUUUGCCACCCGUGUCUUCCAGCUAGCGCUCAAAUUGCGGACGAUUGACUGGCCGGAACGGAUCAUGGAAGUUUACCUUCGGCAUUGUAACGAUUACGAGCUGCCCGAAGCACUACGAGAGGCGCAGGAUACGCUGUACAAAACACAAAAGGGUGUUGCAAAACGCCGGGAGAAAGAACUGAGACAGGCUGCGCUGGCCGCGCAGGAACAGCAGCAGGCUGCCGCCCAAAACGACCAGCCCAUGGCGGAUGCCGCAGCUGUGGACGACGCCAAUCUCUCGCCUGGGUCAAAGCGGAAGCGCGAGAACACACCUGGAGAGGACGACCACGACGGCAUCAAGCGGGCCCGGAGCGAGACAUACGGCGACGAGCCGAAGCGAGACCGAGAAAACACGUCGGUGUGGGUGGCAAACCUGCCCAAGGAUGCGACUCAAACGAAGUUGAAGCAGUUCUUCCGCGGCUAUGGCCACAUCAACAACAUCGAUCUCCAGCAAGAUGAGCAGACCGCCACCGCGCUGAUCGAGCUUGGUUCUGCUGAGGAUGCGAGGUCUGCCUUAGUUCGCGAUGCCAAGUACUUUGGCGAGCAUGUUGUGCAGGUUACACCCGCCACCGAUUGCACAUUGUUUGUCACAAACUACCCUCCUGAGGCGGACGAGCAGUACCUGCGCAGUCUCUUCAAAGACUGUGGUCAGAUCUUCAGCGUUCGCUUCCCGAGCCUCAAGUAUAACACGAAGCGCCGGUUUUGCUAUGUCACAUUUCGUGAGCGUGCAGCAGCGGCAGCAGCGACAAAAUUGGACGGCAAACCACUCGAGUCGGGCAAAUACAAGUUGCUCGCAAAGUACUCGGACCCUGCCGCGCGCCAAAACCGGCGUGGCGCGCAGGCAGAGGAACGUGAGCUCCACAUCGUCAACCUCCCUCGGAGCACAUCAGAAGACGACGUCCACGCCCUGUUUGCCAAAGCCGGCCGCGUCGUGAGUGUACGCGUGCCACGUAACAUGGCCGGGCAGUCACACGGCACGGCGUUUGUGGUCAUGGACACCAAAGCUGCGGCGCAGGACGCCAUCAAGACGCUAGACAAGCUCAUAUUCGGGAGCCACCCAAUCAAAGUCGAGCUGUCACGCCCCCCGAUCAACAAAAUCACCGCCACCAACCGGGCCACAGGUCCUGACAACAGCACACCCGAAGCUGGCUCUCCGGCCCCUGGAGAUGGAGAGGGCUCUUCCUCCCAAUCCGGAUCUGGAAGCGUCGGAUCCGCGCCCGCGGAGAUUGCGGCGCGCACCAUUGCGCUCCUGAAUGUGCCCGACACCAUGACAGACGCCCGUCUACGCGCUGUACUAGCAGCCGCACUGCCUUCGGGCGCCGAAGAUCUCACCAGGCUAGUGCUCCACCCGCAGCAUGGGGGUGCGGUACUCGAAUUUGCAAGCGCCUCGGCGGCGGGCAAAGCCGCGCUUACCGUGGACGGGCUGGAGGUGGACGCACCGAGCGGUGGUACCAGGACGCUGCGCACUGGGACGGUGUCGCAGCUCCUUAAAGCCAAAGGGGAAAAAAGGGUAGAUCGUGUUGACUCACCUGCUGCCGCUCAGUCGCACAGUGUGUCUGGGAGUGGUGCGGGCGCUUCUCAGGUGGACGGCCAGCCCCCUAAGCAGACGACUAAGAACACCGCCGGACUCAUGCCACCUCCACCCGUUAUUGUCCGGCGACCGGCUGUGGGAGGUGCGAAAUCCGGUGGGCCGAGACGAGCGCUGGGUUUCUUGGGCGGAGUGUCGAAGAAGGCGGGCGAGGGGAAGACGGGCGAUGAUACAAGUAAGAACCCCGACAACGAAGCUACAAUGACCAAUGGAGAUGGCCCAAAGAGCGACCACGCUCCUGUGACAACGACGAACACGGGUGGGAAGAGUAAUGACGAUUUCAAGAAGUUGUUCCUGGGCCCGAGCAAGGACACCAAAGUGGAGCAGGACGUGGGUGAGGGCGGGAAAGACGAGAAAGAGGCGGGAAAUUCGGAGGUGAAAGUGGUAGUUAAUGGUAACAAGGCGGAGUGA
Molecule: messenger RNA, 3456 nt
Organism: Dichotomopilus funicola
Lineage: Eukaryota; Fungi; Ascomycota; Sordariomycetes; Sordariales; Chaetomiaceae
Exons: 1
Coding region: 1-3456 (1151 amino acids)
Biological process (GO): RNA processing
Cellular component (GO): ribonucleoprotein complex
Molecular function (GO): protein binding; RNA binding
Source: RefSeq, a predicted model, not a curated record